Messenger RNA from Fimicolochytrium jonesii, 2037 nucleotides. RefSeq lists its product as uncharacterized. The transcript is spliced from 10 exons. Gene Ontology annotation, molecular function: DNA binding; histone binding; nucleosome binding. NCBI's taxonomy places the organism in Eukaryota, Fungi, Chytridiomycota, Chytridiomycetes, Spizellomycetales, Powellomycetaceae. The record is from RefSeq and is a predicted model, not a curated record. Gene Ontology annotation, cellular component: nucleus; FACT complex. Bases 167 to 1894 code for a protein of 575 amino acids.
AUUCUGUCCGUGCGCUUGCUCAAACUGCCAGUGUUGAAGAUCACCUGAAUUCUCUCAUACGUACUUGUGCUGUGCCGUGAGGCCUAUCCCCCGCCCCAAGCAUAUCGCACCAGCUCGAAACUUUCCAUCGUACAAUCCCAAAUAUCCAUAGCUGACAACGACCAUCAUGGCUCGAGAGUUCGAGAAUGUCUAUCUGGGAGGGAAGACGAGUGCCAAGGCAGCGGGGAAGUUGAAGAUUGCCGAAAUGGGCAUUGGCUGGAAGAAUGCAACCACCGGGAAAAUCGUCACGAUUUCCUCAGCCGACUUACAGAAGCUGUCGUGGCAGCGCUGCUCACGGGAGUUCCAGCUACGACUACAGACGAAGGAGGGAAAAGUCUUCAAGUUCGACGGAUUGCCGAGAGAUUCCUACGAGACGCUCGCCUCUCUGAUAAAAAGCACAUACCACAAAACGCUAGAGCGCAAGGAGGUUUCUGUGAGGGGUUGGAAUUGGGGAGCAGUUGAGUUCCAGGGCAACCACAUGGCAUUCAACGUUGCGAACCACACCGCCUUCGAAGUGCCAUUAAGUGAUGUCGCCAGCACCAACUUGGCGUCUCGUAACGAAGUGACACUCGAGUUUGCACCCGACAACACGAAGAAGAGCAAGAAGGAGGCCGAAGAUGAGCUGAUGGAGAUUCGAUUCUUUGUACCGGGUGUGGGGACACAGAAUCAAGUCACGGAGAACGAGGAAGGUGUCAAGCUGUUCAAAGACAAGGAUGAAGAAGCUAAGGUUGCAAACGAGGAAGCGAAUGGCGGGGAUGGUGAAAACGGAGAGCAUGCCCCUGUGCUGGAUGAAGAUGGAACGGCGUUGACGGCAGCGAGCCUGCUGUGUGAGACAAUCAAGCAAAAGGCGGAUUUGGACGGCGCAGCUGGGGACCCGGUCGCCACCUUCGAGAACUUGCUGUGUCUCACGCCACGUGGACGUUUUGCGAUGGAGCUUUACUUGGAUUCGUUCCGGUUGCGUGGAAAGUCACACGACUACAAGAUUCUGUUUACCUCCAUUGUCAUGCUUGCUGUCUUGCCAAAGCCGGAUGACAUGCACUCGAUGCUCGUUGUUGGACUGGACCCUCCAUUGCGCCAAGGGCAAACACGAUACCCGUUCCUUGUCUUCCAGUUCGAGCGCGACGAUGAGGUCGAGCUUGACUUGAACAUGCAAGACCAGGACUGGGAGAACUACACUGACAAGCUGAAGAAAUCAUACGAUGGCCCUUCCUUCGAAGUCGUCAGUGACGUUCUGAAGGGGCUAUCUGGAAAGAAGGUUACAACCUCUGGAAGUUUCAAGAGUGCGCAAAGCCAGAGCGGUAUCAAGUGUGCAUACAAGGCCAACGAGGCCUUCUUUUACCCUCUGGAGAAGUGCUUGAUCUCGAUCCCCAAGCCAGCAAUCUUCAUUGCCCACGCGGAAAUCUCGGUUGUCACUUUCUCUCGUGUUGGUCAGGCUGGAGGAGGCAACGCUUUGAAGACUUUCGAGAUCAAAGUCAAUUUGCGGGACGGACCAGAGUACACAUUUGGAAGCAUCGCCAGAGAGGAGCAUGAUCCGCUGGAACGAUUCUUCCGCGCCAAGAACAUCAAGGUCCUCAGCGAACUUGCGGACCCCCAAAAUACGUAUGCGGAAGACUCUGACAUUGACAGCGGAGAUGAAGCGCCACGGAAGCGUGUGCGAGAAGAGAUUUCGGGAGGCUUUGGUGAUGAGGAUGAAGAUGAAAGUGAGGACGAAGACUUUGCACCUGAGGACGAAAGUGACGUCGCAGAAGAGUUCGAUGAAGACUAUGCUGGAAGUGCCAGUGAGGGAGAAGGAGGCGAGGAUGCAGCAGCGGGAGAGAAGCCUAAAGAAAAGACCAAACUGAAGGAGAACCUUUGACGGCCUAUUUCCACUUCUCUAAGGAGAAGCGGCCUGAGGUAUUGAAGGAGAACCCCGGUCUGUCCGUCCCAGAGGUCGCCAAGAAGUUGGGUGAAUUGUGGAAGGCGGCGGGACCAGACGAGAAAGCGCCCUAUGAAGAAUUG